Bipolaris oryzae ATCC 44560 is the source of this 1647-nucleotide messenger RNA. RefSeq lists its product as uncharacterized. Lineage: Eukaryota; Fungi; Ascomycota; Dothideomycetes; Pleosporales; Pleosporaceae. Gene Ontology annotation, biological process: transmembrane transport. Gene Ontology annotation, molecular function: transmembrane transporter activity. The record is from RefSeq and is a predicted model, not a curated record. Bases 1 to 1647 code for a protein of 548 amino acids. The transcript is spliced from 3 exons.
AUGUCCGAACGAGGGCCGUCAGCACUCGAUCGACACCCCACAAGAAGCGAGAUCAUCGAGCAAGCAGUAGCCGAAGGCCACGAUGCAGAUAUCCCAACCAACCUUGGCUCAAUACACCAAGUCCCAACUCACCUUUCCGACAACGCAACCCGGAAACACACGGCCAAAGACGAAUACGAAACAGGCGAGAAAGAUGUCGAAAAGGGCACCACCAAUUCAAUAUCCAGCGACGACGACACAAAAGCAGACGAUGACCACGACCCCAACAUUGUCGAUUUCGACGGCCCAGAUGACCCAGAGAACCCGAUGAACUGGACAGCCUUCAAGAAGUGGGGCACGAUAUCUCUCGUCGCUGCAAUCACCUUCCUCACACCCCUCGCGAGCUCGCAGUUUGCACCCGGUGUACCCGACGUCAUGCGCGAGUUCCACUCGACUAGCAGCCUGCUCGCAAGCUUCAUGGUGUCAGUGUACGUGCUUGGCUACGCAAGUGGGCCCAUGAUUAUCGCGCCACUAUCUGAAAUGUACGGGCGAUUGCCACUAUAUCACAUUUGCAACUUCUUAUUUAUCAUUUUCACGAUUGCGGCGGCUGUAGCGACAAACAUGACGCAGUUUAUUGUGUUUCGUUUCUUCAUGGGCUGUUUUGGGGGGGCACCCAUGGUGCUUGGGGGUGGCACGAUUGCGGAUUUAAUUCCGAGAGAGCAGAGGGGCACAGCCAUGUCGGUGUGGAUUAUGGGGCCUACCAUUGGACCUUGCGUCGGUCCUGUGAUCGGUGGCUUUCUUACAGUUGCAAAAGGGUGGAGAUGGAACUUUUGGUUUGUGGCUAUACUGGGUGCCGCGUUCUUCAUUAUGUCACUUAUCCUCAUGUCAGAAACGUCCGCCGUCACCAUCCUCCAGCGCAAAGUCAACCGUCUCAAAGCCUCAACCGGCAACUCUAAACUGCGCUCCAAACUCGACACAGGGCUUACUACCCAACAGCUCUUCCGAUACUCGAUUGUCCGCCCGGCUAAAAUGCUAUUUUGUUCGACAAUUUGCUUUUCUAUUUCCCUUUACAUCGCCAUCACAUACUCCUACCUCUACAUCCUCUUCACCACCUUCUCAAGUGUCUUUGGGGGGCAAUACGGAUGGAAGGGUGGGAUAAGUGGUCUGUCGUUCCUAGGUCUCGGUAUCGGCUCAGUCAUUGGACAAUUGGUAUAUAUUCACUAUGGCAACAAGAUCGUCGACAAGCACAUCAAACGCGGCGACUUUUGCCCUGAGCAUCGCCUAUACAUGAUGUGUAUUGGCGGCAUCAUUCUCCCCUUUGGCCUGUUCAUUUACGGCUGGAGCGCCCAGUAUAAGACGCACUUUAUGGUCCCCGAAGUUGCAACAGGCUUGAUUGGAUUUGGCCUUUUAAUGUCCUUCAUGCCCGCGACCACGUACCUGGUUGAUGUGUUUACGGUGCAUGCGGCGAGUGCCAUGGCAGCAAGCACUGUACUGAGGAGUCUGGCUGCAGCGUUCAUUCCACUAAGCAGUCGGACAAUGUACGAGAAGAUGGGGUAUGGAUGGGGAAAUAGCAUGUUGGGGUUCAUAUCAUUGGUAAUGGUGCCGAUGCCCUUUUUUUUCAUCAAGUUUGGGGAGAGGAUUCGGGCGAGAAGUGUAGUCAAGUUGUAA